GGGGAGAGGGGGAGGGUACAACUAUGGAGGUAGAGAGGAGGGGGGAAAGGAGAGGUGGAGGGGAGAAAGGGAAGGGAGUGAGAGGGAGAGGGAGAGGUGGGGGACACACAGCGAGGAGAGCAGGUGGCGAGGGGAGACGGAGGGUAGAGGGUUUAAGCAGGGUCCAGGCCAGGUUGAGGGUUUUGGGAGAUCUCAGGGGAGAGUUUCAGGCUAUCGGCCCAGCAGAGAUUAUGCACGGUCGCAGGAGCGAGGGGACAAUGAUCAGAAUAAUAGGCCAUCUGUAUCCGCAGGUGCGCAAAACAGACGUGGAUGGUCCGGGGUUGAAAGGAAGGGGUUUGAAGGACGGGGGGUUGAGGCUAGGGGGGUUGAGGCUAGGGGGGUUGAAGCGAGCAUGGGAGAUGGGAGCGCGUAUGGCGAUGACCUGAUGGGGUGCUCGGCUGGGGCUGACUUGGAGCACCAGCUAGAGCGGGAGCAGCGCAGGUCUGUGUACCUCGGUAGGUCUACUACCACAGGUUGGCAGCAGCCGCAGCAGCAGGAGGAGGGGCAGCAGCAGCAGCGGCGGCCGCACGAGGAAGAGUAUGUGGAUGCUCUUUCGCAACAGCAGCGGCAGCAAUGGCGGCAGCAGCAGCAGUGGCGGCA
Closterium sp. NIES-67 is the source of this 639-nucleotide messenger RNA. NCBI's taxonomy places the organism in Eukaryota, Viridiplantae, Streptophyta, Zygnematophyceae, Desmidiales, Closteriaceae. The record is from the annotation of a GenBank genome assembly.